GCCGGUGGAGUAAAAGGGAAAAAUAAACACUGGUUUUCUGUCUCGAAAGGCGGAAUAAAAGUUGAAAUGCAAUUUUUGGUCAUUAUUUAGUUUAGGCCUCCUCCAAUUUUUUUUGCAUCAGUUUUGUUAGUAGAACAUUAAACUGAUUUCAACAGUAGAACAAUACAAUUUCAUUCAGUGUACGUCAGUUGCAUCAGUUUUCCUAGAGUAGAAAACGCUAAUAAUAUACAAUCUAUACAAUCAAACGAAUUUUCCGCGAGGACAUCGACUCCCUAAAAGAAUCGAAAUUUUGUAGUUUCAAAUCUUUCAAUUCGAUUUUGUGCCUGACUGUUAAUCCUGUGUGCGAGAAUCUGGCCGCAUAAAAUAUAUAAUAAAAGAGAAGAAAAAAAAGCUAUUCAAAGAAGAUAAGAUCGAGUGACUGCAUUGCAGAUCUUGUUACGGAAAGUAAGCUGUUAGAUCUUGUUUGGAUCACUUAAAGGUAAAAGAAGACAUUCUUCACUCCUCGAAUGAAUCACAACGCGUUUACAUCAACAUGGAAAAAAAAUCGACGAGAAGGAGACUUGAUUACAACAAUAAGCUCAUCCUGGCGCCUAUGGUACGUAUCGGAACUCUUCCGAUGCGUUUGCUCGCCCUGGACUACGGCGCGGAUAUAGUUUACACCGAGGAAUUGAUAGAUUGGAAACUACUUCGUUCAAUUCGACGAGAAAAUGAUGUCUUAGGCACUGUCGAUUACAUCGAUAAGACUGAUGGUACCAUAGUGUUUCGUACUUGUCCUCGGGAACGAGAUCAUGUAGUUCUUCAAAUUGGUACGUCUGAUUCAGCGAGAGCGGCUGAAGUUGCCCACAUGGUAAAAAAUGAUGUUGCGGGUAUAGACGUUAAUAUGGGCUGUCCAAAAAAAUUUUCCAUGCUCGGAGGAAUGGGUGCUUCUCUUCUCUGUGAACCCCAAAAAGCGACCGAUAUUUUACAGAAGCUGAUUGAGACAGUAGCUAUACCGAUCACUUGCAAAAUACGCGUUCUGCCCGAUCUCGAGGAAACUCUACGACUUUGUGAUACCCUUGCCUCCACUGACAUCGCAGCUAUUGCCGUCCAUGGUCGUACUAUCGAGGAGAGACCACAGCAUUCCAAUCGCAAUCAUGUUAUCAAACAGAUCUCUGCUAGACUUUCGAUACCAGUUAUUGCAAAUGGUGGAUCUAAAGAUAUUCAAAGACAUUCCGAUAUACUUAGAUUUAAAAAAGAAACAGGUUGUAGUAGCGUAAUGCUUGCUCGCGCCGCUGAGUGGAAUUGCUCAGUAUUUCGUAAAGAAGGUCCUCUUCCAAUGGAAGAUGUUAUAAAGUCGUAUUUAAAGCAUGCAAUCGAUUGUGAUAAUUCACCUUCCAAUACAAAAUAUUGUAUACAGAAUAUUCUACGGGAGCUUCAGGAAUCUCCUUUAGGCAGAAAAUUCCUCGAUGCACAAACAUUAGAACAAAUAUGUGAAAUAUGGGGAUUAGAUGAUUAUUGCCGAUCUAAAAGCAAAGAAUUCCAGGAUAAAGGUUUACUAAGUCGCUUUCAAAUAACGCCGGGAAUCCUCGAUAAAGAUAAUAUUUCUCAUAAAAGAAAAAUUCAAGAAGAGGAAGAUGUUUUUCUGAUGCGUUGUGCUUUUUUAAGAAACAAUUAUAUAACAGACUCGGAGUUGCCAAAGACUCGGCUAUUUAAGUGGACUAAGGAAAAUCGUAAAAAAAUGCCAGUAUAUAAUACUCGGCAGGAGAAUAAACUCUUCUGUUCUGUUGUUACUGUCGACGGUAGAAAAUAUGGCUCCUCUUUCUGGGAAAAAAAUAAAAAAUGGGCCGAACAAGGUGCUGCUUUGGUAUGUCUCUAUUUUUUAGGAAUUAUCGACGAGAAGUCUUACCGCUGAUGAUAACAUUUUUUCUGAUAUCUGCUUUAUUCUUUUCAUUUAUAAUACAAUCAAAUUUUCAUAUAGUAAAAUAUUGUAUAUAAUAAUAUAGUAAAAUUGCAUCGUAAUAUUAACUAUACAUGAAAUAGUUAAAAUUUCGAAAAUUGAUGUUACCUUAUAUAUUCGCCACAUAAUUGUGAGGUCGUAUUAACACUUCUGACUUAUCACUAUUAUUUUAAAUUGUGACGUCAGAAGAAAAUAAUUUUCGAUAUAUUUUAUAAGUCUAUUCUAUCAUUUGCAAAUGUUUUAUUUAAAAAAUGUUUUAUUUAAAAAAUGUUUUAUUUAAAAAAUAUUUAUAUUAGAACAUAUGAACAUUUUGUAAGAAUUUGCAUUUUCUCGUUUCUGACGUCACAAUCUGAGAUAGUAUUAAUGUGCCAAUAAGAACUAAGAGAAAAGAUAAGAAAAUAAGCGAAUUACAGAGCGUAUAACAUUGUUAUGUGCAUAUGAUAUUAGAGUAAGAGUAGGAGUUGAAGAAAAGGAGAGCUUUAUUCAAUAUGCAUAUCUGAAUCUAUCUAAAAAUACUGGAUAUAAUCGAAUAUAAAAGAGUACAAAUAUUCUUAUAUUUUUGUAAAUAAAUUUUAAUUUUUUAUUUAUUUUAUUUUAUUGAGAAUUGGUUACAUACACAGUUUUUAUUAAUGCUUGAUUUCAAAAGUACGUUUCCGUAUUUUUGUAUGUGAAAUUUUUCGAAAAUAAAGUUCUAAGUCAUGAAACACAA
This is a messenger RNA of Wasmannia auropunctata (little fire ant), 2645 nucleotides long. RefSeq names its product tRNA-dihydrouridine(20) synthase [NAD(P)+]-like (gene Dus2). The transcript has 5 exons. Lineage: Eukaryota; Metazoa; Arthropoda; Insecta; Hymenoptera; Formicidae. Gene Ontology annotation, cellular component: cytoplasm. Gene Ontology annotation, biological process: tRNA dihydrouridine synthesis. The coding region runs from base 533 to 1891 and encodes 452 amino acids. Gene Ontology annotation, molecular function: tRNA binding; flavin adenine dinucleotide binding; tRNA dihydrouridine synthase activity. The record is from RefSeq and is a predicted model, not a curated record.